Messenger RNA from Carassius auratus (goldfish), 3337 nucleotides. RefSeq names its product NACHT, LRR and PYD domains-containing protein 3-like. Lineage: Eukaryota; Metazoa; Chordata; Actinopteri; Cypriniformes; Cyprinidae. The coding region runs from base 114 to 3107 and encodes 997 amino acids. The transcript is spliced from 9 exons. The record is from RefSeq and is a predicted model, not a curated record. Gene Ontology annotation, molecular function: protein binding.
GCCAUUUUGAGGGUUUAAAUCUUUUAACACAAGCUGUAAGCAGCCAGCAUAUUUCGUGGUCUGCAGUCACACUCUUUUUGAGUCACAGGAAGUAGGAGGACAGCACAUCCAAAAUGAGUUUCCAUGAAGAAAGAGAGGAUGAAGACAUUAUGUCUGAAGCGAGUUCUUCAAGUUAUGAAUCCAUACACAAUUUGCCCUCUACACUCAGUGACGCAUGUAUCAGCAGGAGGAAGAGAUUGAGAUCAGAAUCUCCACCCAGCUGUGUGUCUGUGAAGAGUGACAGAUCCAUGAACAUUAGUCCCCCUGAAUUCAGUGAUGGACCAGUGACCUCUGACCCUUUCAGGGGAGAAAUGCAUGAGCAGAUCAGAUCUGACCCGGUCCUGCAGAAACACACACUGGACACAGGAGACCUGCAGAGAGUCAAAGAGCAGCACAAAACCAGCAUGAAGAACAAGUAUGAGAGAUUAUGUGAGGGACUGAAACUCCAGGAGAAUGAAAGCCUCCUGAACAGCAUAUACACACAGCUCUACAUCAUAGAGGGAGAGAGAGAAGGAGUGAAUGAAGAACAUGAGGUUUUACAGAUGGAGAAAACAGCCAGAACACAACACUCACAAGACGCUCCAAUCUACUGCAAUGACAUCUUUAAAGAGAAGGAGAAGCAGAUCAAGACUGUUCUUACUAAAGGCAUCGCUGGAAUCGGAAAAACCGUCUCUGUGCAGAAGUUCAUUCUGGACUGGGCCGAGGGAAAAGCCAAUCAGGAUGUAGAUUUCAUGUUUGUGCUUCCAUUUCGAGAGCUGAACUUGAUCCGAGAUCAUCCGUACAGUCUUCACAGACUUCUGCUGGACUUUCAUCCUGAACUUCAAGAUCUGGACUCACAGAUUUAUGAGGAGUGUAAAGUUGUGUUCAUCUUUGAUGGUCUGGAUGAAAGCAGAAUCACACUGAUGUUUUCAGACGCUCAGAAAGUUUGUGAUGUGACUGAGACUUCAUCAGUGGCUGUGUUGAUGUCAAAGCUGAUGAAAGGAGAGCUGCUUCCCUCUGCUCUCAUCUGGAUCACCUCCAGACCAGCAGCAGCCAAUCAGAUCCCCUCCAAAUACAUCCACCGUCUGACAGAAAUUCAGGGAUUCACUGAGCCUCAGAAGGAGGAAUAUUUCAGGAAGAGAAUCAGUGAUGAGCAUCAAGCCAGCAGAAUCAUCUCACACAUCAGAAGAGCAAGAAGCCUCCACAUCAUGUGCCACAUCCCCGUCUUCUGCUGGAUCUCAUCCACUGUGCUUCAGAAGCUCCUGGAAGAAGAUCUGAGAGCAGAAAUCCCUCAAACUCUGACUGAAAUGUACAUCCACUUCCUGCUGAUUCAGAUCAACAUGAGGAAGCAGAAGUAUGAAGAGAGAGAUCCAGAGAAACUCCUGCCGUCCAACAGAGAAGUGAUUGUGAAACUUGCUGAAGUGGCUUUCAAACAGCUGAUGAAGGGCAAUGUGAUGUUCUAUGAGGAGGACCUGAUUGAGAGCGGCAUAGAUGUAUCAGACGCCUCAGUGUAUUCUGGGAUUUGCACUGAGAUCUUUAAGCAGGAAUCUGUGAUUCAUCAGAGGAAAGUCUACAGCUUCAUCCAUCUGAGUGUUCAGGAGUUUCUCGCUGCUUUCUAUGCUUUUUACCAUUAUGUAAUUAAACAUAUUGAUACAUUGCAUUUUUGCGAUGUGAUACAUAAUCUGCAUAGAGAUGCAGUAGACAAAGCCCUUGAGAGUAAGAAUGGAGGUCUGGAUCUGUUCCUGCGGUUCCUGCUGGGUGUCUCACUGGAGUCCAAUCAGAGACUCUUACAGGAUCUACUGACACACACAGAGAACAGCUCAGAGAGCAUCAGGAGAACCACACAGUACAUCACAGAGAAGAUCAAAGAUGGACAUGGACUCUCCACUGAAAGAUCCAUCAAUCUGUUCCUCUGUUUGCUUGAAGUGAAAGUUCAAACUCUAUCCAGAGAGAUUCAGGAGUUUGUGAAUUCAGACAAACGAUCAGAGAAGAAACUCUCUCCUGCUCACUGCACAACAAUCUCCUACAUGCUUCAGAUGUCAGAGGAGCCACUGGAUGAGCUGGACCUCAUGAAAUACAACACAUCAGAUGAGGGGAGAAGAAGACUGAUACCAGCUGUGAUCAACUGCAGAAAAGCACUUCUUGCUGGCUGUAAUCUCAGUGCUCAGUCCUGUGAAAUUGUGUCAUCAGCUCUACAAUCCUCAAACUCUGUACUGAGAGAACUGGAUCUGAGUAACAAUGACCUGCAGGAUUCAGGAGUGAAGCUGCUCUCUUAUGGACUGAAGAGUCCAAACUGUCAACUGCAGAUACUGCGGUUGUCUGGCUGUAUGGUGACAGAGGAAGGUUGUGGUUAUUUGUCUUUAGCUCUGAGUUCAAACCCCUCACACCUGAGAGAGCUGGAUCUGAGCUACAAUCACCCAGGAGAUUCAGGAGUCCAGCUGCUUAAACACCAUCUGGAGGAUCCAAACUAUAAACUGGAGAAACUCAAUUUGGAUCAUGGAGAACCUUUCAGAAUCACACCUGGACUGAAAAAAUAUGCGUGUGAUCUCACACUGGAUCCAAACACAGCAAACUAUCAUCUCAUCCUGUCUGAGGACAACAGAAAGAUUACACGUGUGAAAGAGCCACAAUCGUAUCCUGAUCAUCCAGACAGAUUUAAGCACCAUGAGCAGGUCCUCUGUAAAGAGCGUCUGACUGGACGCUGUUACUGGGAGGCUAAAUGGGACAAGGGAGGGGUUGAUAUAGCAGUGACCUAUAAAGAAAUCAUAAAUAGAGGAGGCAGUUGUAAUCGUUGGUUUGGAAACAGUGAUAAAUCCUGGAAUCUGUACUGCUCUGCUAAUGAAUUUACUAUCUGGCGCAAUAAUAAGAGCAGUAAUAUAUCAGUCCCUUCAUACUCUAAGAGAGUAGGAGUGUAUGUGGAUGUUUCAUCCGGUACUCUGUCAUUCUACAGCGUCUCUGAAACACACACACUCACACACUUACACACAUUCAACACCACAUUCACUGAACCCCUCUAUGCUGGAUUUAGGGUUUAUGAAUCCUCACUGACUCUGUGUCAGUUUAAACAGCCUCCAGUUAGAAACAACUGACACAUGAUUUUGCUUAAGUCACACAAUCAAAUAUUAGUUAUUUCCACAAAUGUGUUAAAUACAGGUGGAAACAAUCUAAAUCAUUAUGAGAUUGGGUUGAAACUACAUUCAAGGCAUUUAUAAAAAACAUGUAACCACGAUGCAUUUGUAGUGUAACUGCUGUCCAUCCUGAUUGUGUCCUGGACUGAAGAUACACAAUAUGUUCAUUUACAUUUUCAAUUUUUGAGUUU